Molecule: messenger RNA, 410 nt
Organism: Cervus elaphus (red deer)
Lineage: Eukaryota; Metazoa; Chordata; Mammalia; Artiodactyla; Cervidae
Product: 60S ribosomal protein L10-like
Exons: 2
Coding region: 1-348 (115 amino acids)
Biological process (GO): ribosomal large subunit assembly; translation
Cellular component (GO): ribosome; cytosolic large ribosomal subunit
Molecular function (GO): structural constituent of ribosome
Source: RefSeq, a predicted model, not a curated record
AUGGGGUUAAUUUCCAGCACUUCCAGUCUAAGACUCCAGACAGGUAUGCGCGGUGCGUUUGGAAAGCCCCAGGGCACAGUGGCCAGGGUCCACAUUGGCCAGGUCAUAAUGUCCAUCUGCACCAAGCUGCAGGACAAGGAGCAUGUGAUUGAAGCCCUCCGCCGGGCCAAGUUCAAGUUCCCUGGCCGUCAGAAGAUCCACAUCUCCAAGAAGUGGGGAUUUACCAAGUUCAAUGCAGAUGAAUUUGAGAACAUGGUGGCAGAAAAGCGACUCAUCCUGGAUGGCUGUGGGGUCAAAUACAUCCCUAAUCGUGGUCCCCUGGACAAAUGGUGGGCCCUGCACUCAUGAGCAUCAGCGCUGUCCCCUCCUUAAUCACGCUCACCAAUAAAUGCUAUUUCCUGUCAAAAAAA